UGUGUGUGAAGGUAACUCCGGUCAGCGCCUCCAGUAACUCGCUGGGAGUUGACAUUAGCCGAGAAAGAGACCCCCGCAGACCUCCAGCAAUCCGAGAGAGACAGACGCCUUUUCCCAGCCUCCCCUGGGAGUUGGGGAAAGGCAGCCAAGGUGACGGCAAGGAAAGAGGUGGACCCAGGAGCGGCAAGGUGUGUCCAAGUGACCGCGGGGAAAACAGAAGGGUAAGUCUGGGUUUCUACAGCAGGGUGGACCCGGAGGCUCUGACCUGGGCUGGAGGAGCAUUGUUGGCCGGCCUCUCGCCUUAAGAACCGCGCUCCUGGCCACCACUCGAAAUCCCCGGUGGAGCAGACGCUGAGCUCCCCUCGCGCCCAGGGCGCGGACGCUCCGCAGCGGCCACUUGGAGAGCUCCUGUGAGCGCGCCGGGCCCGCGCGCCCUCCGGGGAGAGUGGACCAACACCCCGACGAUCGGAACUCUUCUCUGCGUCCCAGACCCCUUCCCAUCCCCCCAAACAUGACCUAGGGGCACCGACACCAUGACUAAAGCGGCUGCAGGCGACGAGCUCUCGGGAUUCUUAGCUCUGAUGCCAGAGCUUCUGGAGGCAUCCAACGCCAGCGGCAACGGGUCUCUGCAGCUUCAGGACCUGUGGUGGGAGCUGGGGUUGGAGCUGCCCGACGGCGCGGCACCAGGGCAUCCCCCGGGCAGCGGCGGUAGCCAGGGCGCGGACACCACCGAGGCCCGGGUGAGGGUCCUCAUCAGCGCCGUGUACUGGGUGGUUUGCGCCCUGGGACUGGCGGGGAACCUGCUGGUGCUCUACCUGAUGAAGAGCAAGCGGGGCUGGCGCAAGUCCUCCAUCAACCUGUUCGUCACUAACCUGGCGCUGACGGACUUCCAGUUCGUGCUCACUCUGCCCUUCUGGGCGGUGGAGAACGCGCUGGACUUCAAGUGGCCGUUCGGCAAGGCCAUGUGUAAGAUCGUGUCGGUCGUGACGUCCAUGAACAUGUAUGCCAGCGUUUUCUUCCUCACUGCCAUGAGUGUGGCGCGUUACCAUACGGUGGCUUCGGCCCUAAAGAGUCACCGGACCCGUGGGCACGGCCUUGGGGGCACCUGCUGCUGCCAGAGUUUGGGGCACAGCCGCUGCCUGUCAGCCAAAGCUCUGUGCGUGCUGAUCUGGACUCUGGCCGCGCUGGCCUCGUUGCCCAACGCCGUUUUCUCCACUACCGUCAGAGUGAUGGGCGAGGAGCUGUGCCUGGUGCGGUUCCCCGAUCACUGGCUGGGCUGUGACAGGCAGUUCUGGCUGGGCCUGUACCACUCUCAGAAGGUGUUGCUGGGCUUCGUGCUGCCGCUGGGCGUUAUCAGUCUCUGCUACCUGCUCCUGGUGCGAUUCAUCUCCGACCGCCGCGUGGUGGCCACUGGAGGAGGGCCGGGAGCAGCUGCGACAUCCCGGGAUGCCCUGAGUGCAGCCAGCUCGCGGAGACGCUCCAAAGUCACCAAGUCAGUGACCAUCGUGGUCCUCUCUUUCUUCCUGUGUUGGCUACCCAACCAGGCGCUCACCACCUGGAGCAUCCUCAUCAAGUUCAACGCGGUGCCCUUCAGCCAGGAGUACUUCCUGUGCCAGGUCUACGCGUUCCCCAUCAGCGUGUGCCUGGCACACUCCAACAGCUGCCUCAACCCGGUCCUCUACUGCUUGGUGCGCCGAGAGUUCCGCAAGGCUCUCAAAAACCUGCUGCGGCGCAUCACGUCGCCGUCCCUCACCAGCAUGCGCCCCUUCACGGCCACCACGAAGUCCGAGGCCGAGGACCACGGCUUGCAGGCCCUGGCACCGCUCCGAGUCGCCGCAGAGCCCGAACUGCUUUACCACCCUCCCGGCGUAGUGGUCUACAGCGGGGCACGCUAUGACCUGCUGCCCAGCAGCUCAGCCUAUUGAGGCCUGCCGAGCAUCACAGCAUGGUUACAAAGCCAGGAGGUCUUCCAGGGAAAGGGAGAGAGGAGGGUGGAUUUCCAAGGCUGGAGGGGGGUGGGAGCGGAGCCCCUAGGGAUGUAGGAAAGCUUGGAGGAGGAGCCAGUGAGAGGGACCAGAGGGAGGCUGAAAAUCAGGGGAAAAGAGGAAGGUGGCAUAUUAGGGCUCACCCCUCAAGACCUAGCCAUCAGCCGAGGCUCUCCACUCCAUCCUCUCCUUGUGUGGUCCACCCAGGGCAGCGUGGUGUGCCCAGGAGUAGGGAUGAGGAUGAGGACGCAGAGGAGAGACUCGGCUACUUGUCAUGACCAACUGAGCGAGUGGUCCAGCGACCUUUAUGGGGUCUGUCCUGAGCAAGGAGUGCACCCCCCGUGUGCCUGCUCUGGGAGCCUUCAAUUUGGAAAAGAAGGACACAAACAGGCACAAAACAAUAAAUAAAUAAAGCGGGAGAGGCGCCCAUAGGAGCUAUGGUAUUCUUUGUCAUCCUGAGCAGGGCUAGCCUGCACAAGCUCAGCUCUACCUUGGCUCUGGGGCGUCUCAGAGACCGAGUGGUGUCGCCUCACCAGAUUGUCUGCGGAGUGGUGUCAGGACAGGAGAGAGAAACGUGUUCGAGUCCUGCCAUAGAGAAACAUUUCCAGACUUCAGUCUCUAAAGCAAAAUGUGUGUUUUCUUCACGAGCCAGCGGGAAAUACAGUCCCCGUGCCCCGGAAGCCUCGUCACCCGGGACAGUGCUACUGGGGACAGAAUCCCUGGGGACACUGGGGUCUGCUGCUGCUACUGCAGGUGAGCUGGGGGGGAAGCAUCUUGACAUGCUGUGAUGGGAGCAGAGGCGCCUCACUCUUCCCGAAGGGAUUGACUGGGACUCUGGACUGCUCAGUGGAGCUCAGUGAGGUUUGGGGGAGGCUAAGGAGAGGGGAAAAAGUGCUAUCGAUCUAUGCAUGAUUUUCCUGCACACAAAAUUCCUAGAAGCUCAGGUCUGAGCUUUCAGAUAGGGAUGGUGUGGAUCAGAGAAUGCAAAAUUCACGUGAAAAUCUGUCCUAAAGGAAAGAGAGAACUGGGGAGGCUGAUCCAAGGGGAUCACAGGAAUGUCAUUGGUGAUGACGGUAGGAAAUAAGAUUGCUCAUAUCAUUAACAAGAAAUGUUAAGGAACAAGGAUUCAAAUAGAUACUUCCCUAUCCACGUUCCAGUCCUUCUAGCUGUUCACAUUGCGCAUGAGGGACAGCCAUGGGGUUGCCUCGGAGAAUGAGUCACACUUCUCAUGACAGUUCUGUUCUUGUGGCAAUUUAACAUAUUAAGAUCCUCACCAUGUCCUUCCCGAGGCUAUUCUGAGAACAGAGAUCAAACAUCAGUCUCUUCUUCCAUCUGCCAAGAUCAAUAAAGGUGCUACUGUUUGCUCUGAAAGCUGAUCUGGGGUUCAGAGGCUGCUAAGCAGGUACCUUCUACUGUGGUGAGGUCUUAUUAAUAUAAUAAUUAAAAAAAAUUAGAAGACUGUGUCUGCUAAAGGACCUCAUAAGCAAUAGAGUUGCCUAGUAAUUUUGUUGAAAUUUUUCUGUCACGAGUGAGAUUUAAGACCCAAAACGUGGGACACCUCUGUCAUUGCUCCCCCACUUUGUGCAUCACAAUGACAAAUGAUCAUUUGACUUUCCACCAAAAGCAAAUCUUGCAGUGUCCUGAGAAGUCAAUGAUUUUCACACACACACACACACACACACACACACACACACACACACACACACACAGACUAAUGCUUCUGUUUCAAAGUGGCUCCAUUAGUUGUCUCUGGGGUUUAUUUACAGUACUACUUAAUAGCAAUCAGUCUAACAGAGACAAAUGAAAAAAGUGAACAUUGGAAGCAACAAGAGCUGCUAUACCCAUGGACAUUGACGGUAAACACUGCCUGAGGUUACGGUGACUUGUCGGUUCAAUUUUGACAGUGAAAUAGUUUGCAGGUAGCUCAGGAUACUCUUGAAAGUGUGGUGAAGUGAGUGGAGUGUGUGUUUCUGUUACUCUGGGCAUUGAAGAAAGAAAAGAGAGGGGACUGGAGGCAAAGUCUCCAUUUUAAAAAGCUCUGGACAAGGGGUCACCUUAUUCAUAUUCAAAGCCCAAGGUUUCAGGAAGCAGCAGGAAGACUGAGACCAUUGAACUCUGUGAAGUUGAAGGAAAGACUGCCAUGGAAGUGUGCAAGUCAGGUGCAAACGAUAAUUACCUUCCAUGUGCCUAUUGUGUACUAAGGCCUGUGCUGGGUGCUCAAGUCAUGAGGCAGAGAGCCUGGUCUUCAUUUAGAAGACCAUGGACCCCAGCACGAUAAGGUAGAAAAGAGGGAGUUGAAUGUCACAACAAAGUUAAAAUAGAAGCAAGACCAAUGGGCACAGAGGAAUCAAAAUUUUGACCAAAAUAUUAUUUCAGAUAAGCCAAUAGAGUGUGAAUAGAAUUGAUAUCAUUUAGACCAAUGAGGCCUGCAUAUAAGAGAGGCAGCAGCUAGUUUAGUGAAGAGAGGCAGGAAAUGAAGCAAUGUAGCUUGUCUUCUCCCAUAGGAUUACUAUAGAAAAUAUUUACUCGUGCUGGGCAUGGUGGCGCACGCCUUUAAUCCCAGCACUCAGAGGCAGAUGUAGGAGGAUUGCUGUGAGUUUGAGGCCAUCUUGAGA
Jaculus jaculus (lesser Egyptian jerboa) is the source of this 4600-nucleotide messenger RNA. It is a transcript of the gene Rxfp3, whose product is annotated as relaxin family peptide receptor 3. The record is from RefSeq and is a predicted model, not a curated record. Gene Ontology annotation, biological process: immune response; G protein-coupled receptor signaling pathway. The transcript has a single exon. Gene Ontology annotation, cellular component: membrane. The coding region runs from base 534 to 1925 and encodes 463 amino acids. Gene Ontology annotation, molecular function: G protein-coupled receptor activity. NCBI's taxonomy places the organism in Eukaryota, Metazoa, Chordata, Mammalia, Rodentia, Dipodidae.